ACAAGAAAUAACCAUAAAAACGAAACUACUAUAGCUAGCUUAUUAUAAUUAAUAAUAACUAGCUCUAUAGUUUUGUUUCUUCAGCCAAAAUAAACAUAUAUAUAACCAUGAUGAUUCCAUUUCCAACCCAUAUCUUUCUCAGUUCAAUUAAGUUUUGUUUUGUGAUAAUUCCCACAACCAUGUGGAAUUACAUGGUUUUGUGUUUAGAUCAUUUGACAUGUGCAUUUGAGAUUCUUCUUUACAACCAGUUCUCUUUCCCAGAGCCUAAUAUUGAUAAAUAUUACUCUGCUAAUUAUAAUAAUAACAAUAGUACUACUAUUCCAAAUAAGCCAGUGGGUUCAGAAAUGAGAGUAACCAGGUUCGAAUGCUCCGAAGGUAAAGAUGUAAAUGAUGGUGAUGAAGUAGUAGAGUGUGCUGUGUGCCUUUGUGAGGUUAAAGAAGGAGAUGAGAUCGGAGAGCUGAGAUGCUGCCACGUGCUCCACUUCCGUUGCUUGGAGAAAUGGGUCGUACGAUCCAAGCAGAUGACUUGUCCUGUCUGCCGUGGCACUACCCUACCGGCGAAUAAUAAUAAUAAUGGAGUCCAACUCUUGUAUUUUUACAAGUUUUGCUCUUUCACUACCAAUAAUACUUCCUCACAACAUCACGAACGUGACUCUUGGUGGCUACGUUAAUUUUAUAAUUAUAAAUAGUAUACACAAUAAUUAUUAUUUUUUCUCUAAAUUUUUUAUACUAUAAAGUUGUGUUUUUUUUAUAGUAUAUGAUCAGUUAAUGAUAACCAUCAAAAUAUAAAUUUUAUUAGUCAUUCCAUCAUAUUUUA
Molecule: messenger RNA, 817 nt
Organism: Cannabis sativa
Lineage: Eukaryota; Viridiplantae; Streptophyta; Magnoliopsida; Rosales; Cannabaceae
Exons: 1
Coding region: 108-671 (187 amino acids)
Biological process (GO): protein ubiquitination
Molecular function (GO): ubiquitin protein ligase activity
Source: RefSeq, a predicted model, not a curated record